AUGCUUCCUAGCGCGAAGCACCCUACCCGCGAACUGGCCCAGGGCACUCUCUUUCGGACUCACUGCGAAGGUCUUGCCACAGAGGAUCGCGUUCGACUGAGCUAUGAACGUGCAAAGGCUAUUGGGGCUGCUUAUCAACUUACAGAAAAUGAUCUGAUCACUUUAUCUCCUAAAUUUUGGGAAAUGCACACCGAUCCUAUUUGGAGUAUGGAUGGUGCUGCUGGCACGUUGAUCACGCUCCAGUACAACUGUUGUGCCGGAACGAUUGCAAUGUUCACCUCGGAACAGCCGGUGUUGCGCGACUUACUGAAGGACGUGCUAGAUUUUCGUGUCUCAGGUCAAUUUUGUUUGACAGAAGUCGGUCAUGGCCUUGAUGUAAUCCAUCUGCAAACGACCGCAACCUUACUGGAGAGCGGGGAUUUUGAGCUGGAUACGCCCAGUGAAAGCGCAGCGAAAUAUAUGCCGCCGACUGCACCUGUCGGAAUCCCAUGUCUUGCUGUAGUUUUUGCGCAGACGAUCGUGCACGGAGAAAACCACGGAAUCAAACCUUUUGUUGUUCACCUACACGACGGCAAGAAUAUGACCACAGGAGUUACUUGCAAAUUACUUCCUCCCCGUGGUGGCGCUCGCCCUGUGAACCACUCCCUCACGUACUUCCACCGGGUGCGAGUCCCACGCUGGGCUUUAAUGGGAUCCCUCGCAAAGCCUGCCGAUCCACGCGAUGCAUUUUUUCGUAAUAUCUCCAGAGUUGCUGUGGGCACCAUCGCCAUCGGAUCCCUUGGCGUCCCAGCUCUACGAGUUGCUUCCUGUAUAGCAGCUCGCUACAGCAUGCGCCGUACCGUGGUCGAUGUUGAUGGGGGAUCCAAGCCGAUAAUCGCAUUCAGGACUCAGAAGACACCGAUCAUCACCGCCCUCGCUCAAUAUUUCGUGAUGGAGGCCUUUCACAACUACGCUAUCGGAGUAUUCUGCAACGUCACUGUGGAUGCCAGGGUACGACAUGCCAUCGGCUCUAUCCUCAAGGUCGUCAUGAUUCAGCAUGCACAAACUGCCCACCUCACGCUAGGCGAUCGAUGCGGAGCACAAGGUCUCUUCGAGGUCAAUCAGCUGACGGCGAUGCAUGCUGACAUGCGUGGGACGGCUAUUGCUGAAGGUGAUCUUCUAGCCAUCUCGAUUCGACUUGCAACGGAACUCCUUCUCGGGCGCUACUCCGUCCCUAAGGCGUCAGAUUCGACUGCUCUGUUAUCCAGGCGCGAAACCUGUAUGUUUUCAGAGCUGCGUGGGUUGCUCUCUGAAAUACCCCAUCACCGCAGCGCGGCAUUCGAUCGUAUGAUUCUCCCAGAAUGUCUCGGUUUAGUGCAGGCCAUAGGUCAUCGUAUGGCCUACGAGGCAGCAGUAGCCGCGAACGUUGAUCAUGAUCUCAUAGAAGUUUACGUUACUAGUUGUGUGAAGCUUGAUUCUGCCUGGUAUGUGGAGAUGGCGGGUUUAUCUAGAGCCCAACAGCGCGAGAUGGAGGCAAGCGCUAUCGACUCAGUAUUUCCCAACUUGGAGAAAUAUAUCGACAUUUUGGAUGUUGAUCCUUAUAUUUCAGCACCGUUUGCCUCUGACACGCAGUGGAAGUGCUAUAUAGAUACACUUACUACAUUCCGAUCCGAUGGUGAAAAUAGGUCGUAG
This is a messenger RNA of Stereum hirsutum FP-91666 SS1, 1671 nucleotides long. RefSeq names its product acyl-CoA dehydrogenase NM domain-like protein. Bases 1 to 1671 code for a protein of 556 amino acids. The transcript has 7 exons. Gene Ontology annotation, molecular function: acyl-CoA oxidase activity; FAD binding; fatty acid binding. Gene Ontology annotation, cellular component: peroxisome. Gene Ontology annotation, biological process: lipid homeostasis; fatty acid beta-oxidation using acyl-CoA oxidase. The record is from RefSeq and is a predicted model, not a curated record. NCBI's taxonomy places the organism in Eukaryota, Fungi, Basidiomycota, Agaricomycetes, Russulales, Stereaceae.